This is a messenger RNA of Danaus plexippus (monarch butterfly), 8325 nucleotides long. It is a transcript of the gene metro, whose product is annotated as MAGUK p55 subfamily member 7. Gene Ontology annotation, molecular function: protein binding. Gene Ontology annotation, cellular component: cell-cell junction; plasma membrane. The record is from RefSeq and is a predicted model, not a curated record. Bases 266 to 2053 code for a protein of 595 amino acids. NCBI's taxonomy places the organism in Eukaryota, Metazoa, Arthropoda, Insecta, Lepidoptera, Nymphalidae. The transcript has 11 exons.
UGCUCAAAAUGAACAUUACAUGUAUUCUGGUCACUUUUUUUAAAUUUGAAUAAAGUAUUAUUGAGUUCGUAUUGUAUUUAUUUGGUUUAUUUACAAAUUAUCUGUAACAGUUAUUACUUUCUGAAUCAUAUAAAACGAAAGAUUGAAAUUGAUUAAUAUUUUAUUGUCAUUAUAUAAGUGACAAAAUAUUUAAUAAACCAUUGUCAUAAUGUAUUCCAUGGUGUAAGCAACAUUUCAAGUUACAGUUACUAAUUAUCCCAAAAAAAUGGAUGGCUCAACUGAGAACUGGGACCCUGCUCUUACUCGCUUACUGUCUUCAUUAAAAGAUGUUCAGUCUGGUGGUGAAGAUGUGGCUUUCCUCAAUGAACUCCUUCAGUCAAAGCAGCUUCAUGCACUCGUUCAAGUGCACAAUAAGAUUGUAGCAACUCAAUGCAAGGAUGAUAAGUUUUAUCCCUUAUUAUCUAAUGCAAUGCAGGUUACAUUAGAAGUUUUAGAAAUGUUUGUUGAUGUAGUACAAAUCUCCAGUGAAUACAAAGAGUUGUUAGGUCUCCUACAAAAGCCUCAUUUUCAGGCUAUACUCUGUACACAUGAUGCUGUCGCGCAGAAAGACUAUUACCCACAUUUGCCAGACAUACCUCCCGAUGCUGACGAUGAAGAGGAAACUGUUAAAAUUGUCCAACUAGUGAAAAGUGACGAACCUUUGGGUGGAGCUCAGAGUGCAGAGCCUAUAGUGGGUGCUACGAUCAAAACCGAUGAGGAUACUGGUAAGAUCGUGAUAGCUCGUGUGAUGCAUGGCGGUGCCGCUGAUAGAUCUGGUCUUAUACAUGCUGGGGACGAAGUUAUUGAGGUCAAUGGCAUCAGUGUCGAAAGCAAGACACCAGCUGAUGUCCUCUCUAUACUGCAAAAUUCGGAAGGCACGAUAACUUUCAAACUGGUACCGUCUUUCGGUAAAGGAGGUUCGAGGGAGAGUAAAGUAAGGGUGAGAGCACUGUUCAACUAUAAUUCCUCGGAAGAUCCUUACAUCCCUUGCAAAGAGGCUGGUCUUAACUUCAAAAAGGGUGACAUUCUUCAUAUUGUGUCCCAAGACGAUGCUUAUUGGUGGCAAGCCCGUCGUGAGGGUGACAGAGUUAUGAGAGCCGGUCUGAUACCUUCGAGGACCUUGCAGGAGGGUCGCAUUAUACACGAGAGACAGACAGACCCUCAGACUGUUGACGGUAAACCAGCACUUUGCAGUCCAACAGCCGCAAAUUCCGAAUGCGGUCCAAAGACUCCCUGCUCGCCUACUCCUAACGCUGCCGCUCUAUUGCCCUGCAAGUCCAUGCCUAAGGUGAAGAAAAUUAUAUAUGAUAUAAAGGAGAACGAUGACUUCGACAGAGAAUUGAUACCGACUUAUGAGGAGGUGGCCAGAUUAUACCCACGACCCGGGUUUAUAAGACCCAUUGUUCUUGUCGGGGCUCCCGGUGUGGGCAGGAAUGAAUUGCGAAGGAGGCUGAUUGCUUCCGAUCCCGAAAAAUACGUCACCCCCGUACCAUACACAACCAGAGCUCAGAAACCGAGUGAACAGAACGGUAAAGACUAUGUGUUUGUGGCGCGGGAGAAAAUGGAACAGAAUAUUGCUGAAGGGAAGUUUAUAGAGCACGGCGAGUACAAGGGGAAUUUAUACGGAACAUCAGCGGAGAGUGUGGAGACGAUUGUGAAUUCAGGGCGUGUCUGUGUUUUGAGCCCCCACUGGCAGGCCUUGAAGAUGUUGCGUACGCCGCGGUUGCGACCUUAUAUUGUAUUUAUCAAGCCACCCCUGCUCGAAAGGCUAAUCGAAACAAGAACUGCGGCGAGUGCUCGUUCGACGUUUGACAAAGAAAGCUCUAGGGCAUUUACGGAGGAGGAGUUUGCGGAUAUUAUACGGUCGUCGAAUCGGAUUAACUUUUUGUACGGAUAUAUGUUUGAUGAGGAGAUUGUCAACGCUGAUCUGGCAACGGCCCUGACUCAGCUGCUGCGGGCGGCGUGGCGGGUGCAGUCCGAGCCGCUGUGGGUUCCAGCUUCGUGGGUGCAGUGAGAUGUCUGGUCCCUUCUAGUCCAAUUUUUAGCCCAAUUAUACAUUAUUUUCAUAUUAUGUUCUAAGUAUUUAAUUUUUAGUGUUUAGUUACGCGUAGCGAUUUAAUUUCAAUUAUAUAUCUGUAAAUAUGUAUAUAUUUAUGUGUUGUUGAUGUUUACAUAUAAUUUGUGCAUUCUUGUCUUUGCGGUAAUGUCUACUUGCUGCCCUUUUUCCGCGGUGUCUACCGUUUUGUCUAUUUAUGUGCCUCUAAUAAUAUCGAUGUUAUGGUAGUGUUAAGUCUAGCGUAAGUAUGUUUUAGGUGUAAUUCAAUAACAAUAAUAUCCGCAACAAUCUAUACACGAACCGUAUUAAAAAAAAAAAUUAAAGAUACAUUUUAUCUUCGAUGUAAUUGGUUUGUGAAUGCUUUUCGAUAUUAUUUAUAAAAUUGAAUAGUUUAUUGAUAUUUUUUUUAUACGAAAACCAUACAGCGGAAUUUGUAAUCGUAGCGUUCGACUGUAACCGAAGUAAAGCUCAAUUAAUUACUGUAAACAAUAACGCCAUGUGCCUACAAUUAAUAAAUUAAUUCAUAACCACACGUUCGUAAUCAGUAUGUCUUCCCGUCGAUGCAGUCUGGUUUGUGUAAAGGAAUGAUGGUUAAAAAACAGUUAAACCCCGUAUGUAGGGUAGUUCUAUGUAAUGUUAAAGUAUAACGGAAGUGACUGUCCCGGGCAGCUUUAAUGUGAUCAGAUGAGUCGAUUUUAUCUUAGGGCUUCGGACAAUUUUGAUUAGUAUCGCAACCAUACAUGAUGGAAUUAUUAUUAUUAUUAAUUUGGACUCGAGUUGUUUUUCACAUGUCUAAACUCGCCUUUAUAUCAUUUUAAUUAUUAUGGAUUUUAUUUAGAUUAAUUUACGACGUUUCAAUUAUUCGAAUAUCGUUUAACCGAAUUAUCAUUGUCAGCCAGUCGAUCGUGUAGUCAACCGUUUAUGAAUUAAUUCUAAAAUUCAUUAGAUUUAGUAAUAGAAAAGAUUUAUUAGUAUGUAAGCGAAGGCCUUAACGAAAUCAUACAGAAAUAGGGAAUAAGGUACAUGUAGGUAUAAAAUGGAUAUAAUGCUCUCGUUAAAUGAUGAUACAAUACCCGCAGAUUGUGUAGUUUAAUAAUUAAAAGCUCAAAUAGAUUUAUUUAAGGCGCAUCACGUGGGGUGUAUUAUUUAAGUAACUAUCCCAGUGAUUGUAUAUGAGGGAUGAUAAACGGUGCUCCAGGGGUUCCUGUGACGCACCCACCUUGUCGCCAGUGGUCGAUAUUAUCUACCGUAGAUAAUAUCGAUCAUUUGCGACGGAAAAUUGCACCGUGCCGGGUGAGUCGAUAGUGUUGUCGCGUUAGUAUAACACGCGUAUUUCCUUCUAAUCUAUAACUAUUUUACUGUAACCUUGCUGUAGCUUUGCUCUCCGGUGCGGUGUAUUUUUUUUUUAAUAUAUCUAAAUAUUUGCGUUUAGAUAUAGAUGCUUGUUAGUGUAUAAUUUUUUCUAUGUAGCUUAGUACACGCUAGAUAGUUAGAUUUUAGUAGGCACUAAACUUUAUUAUGAAUAAGCGAGGAGCGGAAAUAAGUCAAAGAAAAUAAUUUUUGAAAGACGAGUAGCUGUAAAUAUUAGUUACGUGUUAGAUGAUAAGUUUGUGUUUAAGUGGAAAAUGAAAAUAUUAUUUUAUUGUAUGAUCUAUUUAAUUGGAUGAGUAUUUAAUUAAGUUUUAUUGUUUUCAAAAUAAUACACCGUCUCUCAGUCUAGGCUUUGGGGGAGAAGAUUUGCCUGUUAUAUAGAAUAUGAUUGUUGAUUUUACUUUUCUUAGAUUAAUUUAAAUUUCUUACUAAUAUCACUUCUCGAUUCUAAAUAACACCAUAGAAUUUGGUAAAAAUAAUUUUUGAAUAUAUAUUUUUUAAUAUUUCAUAAUUACGUAUGACCAUUUUAAUUGUAUGUUAUAUUUAAAAUUUUCAUAUUCCACUUAAAUAAUUUAUAUGUCAUUCUAUUUAUCAACUUCCCAAUGAUUUGAUAUGAGGGAAAUGAGGUUUGCUCCAGUCGUUAUGCUGUGAUGCAAACAUGGUGUAUCACACCCGACGUUUUUGAAAGUUUCAUAUAAAUAAAAACUAUAAAAAAAAAAAAUGUAGGUGCUUCUUUAUUUUAAAAUGUAUGCAUUUCUUUAAAAGAUUCCAUAUGUUUUGCGAUUCAACGUUAAUUUGGGUGUGGUGCAUCAUUUUAAUGUAGAUCUCGUAUAGACGAGUUGGGGUUCAGUCCUGAUUCGAUCUGUAUCGUAAGAUCUUAUGUUAAGGUUAUCGUAACGCGGUUCUCGCGGUUUUUUUAUUAUGUUCACGUCCUCACGGAUCGUGUUUAUGUUUCGUUUUAAGUACUCAGCACAAUGUUGACAGUUAGAAUUAAAGUAAUUUACCAGCCGUACUGGCCGAUACGACGGUGCAGGUGACGGGCAUUAGCAAUAAGUCAUAUUCGAAAUUGUAUUUUUAUUCCGAAAAGAGUAUAUAUAUUUGUAAAAAAAAAAUAUAAAAAAAAAAUAAAUAAAAAAAGUAUAUCGUUCACGAACAUUCUUAUUGAUCAAGACGGCUUCCAGUCUUGAUACUAAUUGGAAUUAUUACAGCUAUUAAAGGAUGUUCAUGAGUUUGUUAUACAACGAUCUUAAUUCGAUAUAAGUUAUUUUUGUUACGUUACACCUAUAAUUUUUUAAAUUUUGUAAUAUCAGUUUAGAUUAUCUCUUUUCGUAAUUUGUUUGUAAACCUUUUGUUAUUAGUUUUUUUUUUUGGGUUAUUUAUUGCCUAGUUUCUUCUCAAGUUUUCUCUCUUGUAAUUUUAUCUAUUUGAAUUUUUAUUAUUUUAUUUGUCAUCUAUCAUCUAUGUUAGGGUUAGUGUAGAAUGUAAUAUAGGUAUAAUGUUAUGUAAGAAUGAUAUUGAAGAAACUAAUGGAGGCAGAUUCGAGUAGAUUUAGCUAGACAGAACAGCGGUCCAGAAUGACCUGUUCUGUACUUAGAUAUUGCUUAAUUAUAAUUGUCUUUCUUUCUUUCAAUCUUAUAUAAUCUUCGUAUAAUCACGUAAUCUAUAUACUGUGUAGCGUUUGCUUUGAUAAUUCAUUAGGUCACGCUUCAUUUAAAAUGUAUUUUAAUGUCACACUUAUUGUAUUUUCAUGUAUCCUAUGUCAUUUUUAAAAAUUUCAAAUAGAUUUUCUUAUAGUGAUUAUAGCGUCUGUAGUGUUUAGAACGUCUGUCUAUAUUUUUUGUCCGUAUAUGUCUCGGUGGAUUUUAAUCUAUUUAAUAUGGUAUUGUGUUAAUGGAUUUAUUAUAAUUAUUCUAAGCUGUAAUUCCACGGGCCAAUGAUGUCGCGUAAUCGUAUCUUGGACCCAGUGAUGGUCGAUGUUAGUUAAGGAUUUAGUUUCGUUUUUUAACACGAUUUUAACGGAAUGUAUAUUAGCAUGUUCGUUUAACCGUAUAUAUGAUGAGUAUUUUGUUGCCAUCUCCGCUCAACACAUCGUGCCUUUUGCUGACAGAUGACAUAUUGAGAUGAAAACACACCAACGCCGCUGGUACUAUACAAUGAUCGUUCGUGUAUUCAUACUUUAUCCCAUUCAUGAUCCACAUCAAUCAAACGUCCCAAUCUCAUCGUAACAUCCGACCUCAUUUCGUUAUUUAUCACAUCUAAUCGACGUGGAGUUGGUGUGAGUUCAGCCAUUUUGUUUUUGACCUAAUAUAUCGGUAACAUGUAAGAAUAGUAUUAGGUGGUGACACGCGCGUGUGCACUAAUUCCGUUUACUCAAUCGUACCUUUGAAAAGCCUCACGUACUUCGAUUCAGACGGUCCUAUUGUGUAAUAAGAUUUUAGGUAAAACAAAAUAACAUUUAAACUUUAAACACCGCCUGUAAACUUAGUAUUUAUAAAUGAACACGUGAUUUUAAUUUUAAUACAAACAUAUAAAUCAACAUUAUGUGUGAAUACAAUUAUAUUAUAUUAGUUGACUCGCAAUCUGUUCAGGCAUUCGUGUCUUACAGAUGUAUGUCUUAUAGUCGUAUAGCUUGCAUAUAAAACGUCAAAGUAACCCAGGAAUAGUAAUUAGUAUUAACUAUUAUAGCGUAAUGCGACUGCGAUCGACUGUUCUCAUUGUAGUUAUUGUGAAUUUUUAUAUUAUUAAAUAAUAAACCAUCAUGUAUUGGAUAAGGUUUCUGUGUCGGCUUCGUUCGGUAGAGUAUUUUAUGCACAUAUUGUUCUUAUUAAUCUAACUGUCUUAAAUUUUUUUUAGAUUUGAUGUUAUUAAAAUUUUAUCUUAAAUAUUAUACCGCAUAUACGUUUCAAUGUUUCUUCUAUGUCUAGAUGAAUUGUAUUCGUAUUUUACGCCGCUUCUAAAUGAGUGGGAUUUAAAUUUGAAAUUAAUAAUAAUAAUAAUAAUCUUGAAGUAAACGACAGCAGUUGUAGUUUUUCGUAUUUAAACUCUUUGUAGUUAUGGCAGUAUUCCGUAUAUUGAGUAGUUUGUAUUAUAUAAAUAUUAAUUAUAUAAAAUUAUAAUUUAACAUUUCUAUCUUAAUAUCUCGUACUAAUCUCAAACAACCCAGAAAUAUAUUCGUGGGUGUUGAGGUCUUAUAAUAUUGAUAUUAUAAUAAAGCAUGCUCCUAAAUUUUAUAGUAAUAUAUUGUAAUUUAAUAUUAAUCUUAACGUAUUGCACUUAUUAAAUGGAGAGUUUCCACUUCGAUGUAAAUGUUAAAAAAGGAAAAAAAAAUCAUCAUUCAAAUCUAAUUGCAACUUGUAUGAGAUAUAAAAAAAAAAAUCGGAUUCUACUAAAAUCUUUCAAUGGAUGGAAAAAUCCGGUAUUGUUUAAGCUAUCUCUUAAAUAAUACUGAGUUUUUUCAAUAGUACUGAGUUUUGCUAAAUAAAUAAACAGAAGACCUGAAAAAAAAAAUUAUAGUAAGGUCAUAUCAAAAUGGAAACUGGUUGACACUGUCUAAUCUGAUUGUACUGAACUUGAAAACUAAAUCUAGAAAACUAACUUUGUCUAAAUGAAACUAGUAUUAGUCGAAUAUAUUACGCGGCGUUUAUUAUUUAAUCUCGAUGCUUCGGUUUCUUUGCAAGCAACCAAAACGUCGCGAUUAUGUAGUUUUUAAACAAUAAAAACCGCGUAGUGUUUCCGACUAAAACUAGUUUCAUUUGAAUGAAUAAAACUCGCGAAAAACUAACUUUGUGUCUAGAAAUAUUAAUGUUGAAAUUAGCGUUUAGAUAAAUGACGUUUUCAUAGUGUAGUCUAAGAAAAACUGUUACGGUUCUAUUUUAGCUCUUUCACUUGACUUUGAUACACUUUUGCUACUUAUUCAGGGGCUCAAUCAAAAAAAAUCUAUAUACUUCUUCGAACCGAUCUAAUUUCUUUACUGUGACAGUCCGAAACGUCGACUUCACUAUGAGCUAAAAUACCGCUAUCUAAAUCUCACUUGACAUAAUUCCACUACGUACUUUUUGUAAGCUGUGUACUUAAAUAUCUUGCCUUAGUAUUCAACUAUAUUUGAAGUGUUUUUUAGGAUUGUUUUGAAUUAUAAAUAUAUGUCCAAUAACACACCUUGGUCUCAGAGUGGCUGUUUAUAUUUAGACUAUGUUUAUAUCUCGAUAGUUAUGAUUAUUUUUAACAUUUAGUUGUUAUAUUUGUGGCAUGUAAUGCUAGGUUCAUUGUAUUUGAAAUUAUGGUCUAACUAAUUUUAAGUUAGCGUUAGUUUUAGUUAUUUAGCAAUCGUAUUCUUUCCGUAUUUAUUGAUGUAAUGAAUUGUGUAACCUUAUAGUAUUUAUCGAUCUCAAUGUUAGACUUAUAAAAGGACACUUCUCACAAUAAUUAUUUGUAUUACAAUACUAGCUAUUAUACUGAUACGUUCCAAUAUAUCUCCAACACCGCACAAUGUGCUUCUACGUACAAUAGGCAUUGCCUGUGCAGUAUGCUAUGUAAUUUAAUUUUUUUAACAUUCGUCUUCUACCCGCACUAAAAAUGUUAGUAUACUUCUUUAAUAUAUCUAAAUUGAUGAAUUACUUAAUAUAUAAUUAUCAAAAUUGUCACCGAAUAACAAACUGUUGAAGUAAUUAUCUCAUGCUAGUGUUUGAUAAUGUGUCCAUAUUAGAUGCGGGUAAAGCAAAACCCGCGAUACUUGAUUAUACCACCCGAAUAUAUUAGAAUAUAGAUAUUUGCGCAAAUUGUAUUGGUUGUGUGGUACCCAUAAACACCUAAAGAUCGACAUACACUGACACCAUGCGUAAAUAAAGAAAAAUUCAAUUGUA